This is a messenger RNA of Bactrocera latifrons, 2528 nucleotides long. RefSeq names its product probable glutamine--tRNA ligase (gene GlnRS). The coding region runs from base 108 to 2462 and encodes 784 amino acids. Gene Ontology annotation, molecular function: ATP binding; glutamine-tRNA ligase activity. Gene Ontology annotation, biological process: translation; glutaminyl-tRNA aminoacylation. The record is from RefSeq and is a predicted model, not a curated record. Gene Ontology annotation, cellular component: aminoacyl-tRNA synthetase multienzyme complex; cytosol; cytoplasm. The transcript has 3 exons. Lineage: Eukaryota; Metazoa; Arthropoda; Insecta; Diptera; Tephritidae.
UCAGCUGCAUUUUAAAUUUUGACAUUUGCCACAUUGCCUUAUUCAAUUGCUGGAGUACCAAUAUUUAUAAUUUCACAAAUAUUAAUCAACAUUAUAGAAAAAGAAAGAUGACGGACCAAGAAUUGCUAACACAAUUCCAGUUGCUGGGCAUGAGCGAGCAAAAGGCCAAAGAAACGCUAAAGAAUGCGAAUGUGACGAAAAAUUUGCAACUGGCACUAGCUGAGGUGAAGGGUGCUCUACUCGGUGAAGGUGUUGGCAUGUUGCUUUAUCACAUGGCUAGUAAAAUCAAGCCGCAAAACGCUCAUGAAUUGCCAUUAGUAACUCGAUACAUUGUUGACCGCAAAUUAGAUACGACUUUGAGAGUGGAGGCAGCACUUGAAUAUUUAUUGAAAAAUGUUCAAAAGAAAGGAGCUUCUGUUAAUCUAAAAGAGUUUGAUGAAUUUUGUGGAGUAGGUGUGGUUGUCACUCCGGAAGAGAUCGAGCGUAUAGUGCAAGAACAAAUAAAAUUGCACAAGGAUGUCCUCCUGGAGCAGCGUUAUCACUUCAAUGCAUUUAAAAUUAUGCAAGAAGUGCGUGCCCAGCUCAAAUGGGCUGAUGCGAAAUCUGUCAAAUCCGCCAUUGACGUUGAGAUAUUCGAUUUACUUGGUCCAAAGACUGAGGAAGAUUUGAAACCACCACCAAAACCUGAAAAGAAGAAAGAAAAAACAAAAACGGCUACAGUGACGAAGGCUAGCAAUGAAUCGGCAUCGAAUUCGGCCAAUGAUAAUUUGGAAAGCAGUGAUGGUGCUUCUACUAUCGCUGAACUAAUGAAGACAAAAGUACAUUUGCAUGCACCCGGGGAAAAUUAUAAAACUGAUGGUUAUGUGGUAACAGAGCAUACUGAACGCUUAUUGAAGGAACACCUCAAACAGACAGGUGGUCGGGUACAAACUCGUUUUCCGCCUGAACCCAACGGUAUUCUUCAUAUUGGCCACGCAAAGGCUAUUAACAUCAAUUUUGGUUAUGCAGCUUCGAAAGGUGGCAUUUGCUACCUACGUUAUGAUGAUACAAACCCUGAGAAAGAAGAAGAGAAAUUCUUUGUCGGCAUACGCGACAUGGUCGAGUGGUUGGGCUAUAAGCCUUACAAAGUAACACACUCUUCAGACAACUUCCAACAGCUGUACGACUGGGCUUUAGUACUUAUACGCAAAGGAUUAGCGUAUGUGUGUCACCAGACAGCCGAUGAAAUGAAGGGAUUUAACCCAAAACCUAGUCCAUGGCGUGAACGUCCUAUUGAAGAGUCAUUGCAGUUGUUCGAGGAUAUGAAAAACGGAAAAAUUGAUGAAGGUGCAGCAACACUACGUCUAAAGCUAACUUUAGAAGAGGGUAAAAUGGAUCCAGUUGCUUACCGCAUUAAAUUUAUACCUCAUCACCGUACCGGAAAUGACUGGUGCAUUUAUCCUACAUAUGACUACACUCACUGCCUAUGUGAUUCCAUCGAAAACAUUACUCAUUCACUUUGUACCAAGGAGUUCCAAUCAAGACGUUCUUCUUAUUAUUGGCUUUGUAAUGCUCUGGAAAUAUAUUGCCCAGUUCAAUGGGAGUACGGUCGACUGAACAUGAACUACGCUCUUGUAUCGAAACGCAAAAUAGCUAAGCUCAUCACCGAACGUAUCGUCAAUGAUUGGGAUGAUCCACGGUUGUUCACGCUAACUGCAUUACGUCGUCGUGGCUGUCCCUCGGAAGCGAUCAAUAACUUUUGUGCUCAAAUGGGCGUCACAGGCGCUCAGAUGUCGGUAGAUCCUAGUAUGCUGGAGGCGUCAGUGCGAGAUGUACUUAAUAUAACUGCGCCGCGAAGACUUGUGGUUCUGGAGCCACUUAAAAUAACUCUCGCCAAUUUCCCAUAUGAACAGUCCGUAGAAAUAGAUGUACCUAACUUUCCGCAAAACCCCGAGUUAGGUAGUCAUCGGAUUGUAUUAGACCGUGUAAUUUAUAUAGAAAGAAGUGAUUUCAAAGAGGAGCCUGAAAAGGGAUAUCGCCGCCUAUCUUUAAAUCAAACUGUUGGGCUGAGGCACGGCGGUUUGGUUAUAUCGGUUAAAGAGGUGAACCGUGAUCCGCAAACUGGAGCCGUACUUGAACUUACUUGCGAUUGCAUACAGGCCGAGAAGGCAGAAAAACCGAAGGCAUUUAUACAAUGGGUUUCUCAGCCAAUCAAAUUAGAAGUAAGGAUUUACGAACUCCUCUUUAAGCAUAAAAAUCCAGAAGACACAAAUGAAGUACCUGGUGGGUUCCUUUCCGAUAUAAAUCAAAAUUCCUUGACCGUUUUGGAAGCAUAUGCUGAUCGCGCAUUGUCCAGCGUAAAGGUGUACGACAAAUUUCAAUUUGAACGAAUUGGAUUCUUUUCAGUAGAUCCUGAUACUACGAAAGACCAUAUUGUGUUUAAUCGCACAGUGGGAUUGAAGGAAGAUGCUGGCAAGAAAUGAUAAUUUAACUUAAAAACUCUUCAAUAAAGUCGUGAUGCUCCAAAAAAAAGAUGAUAACAUAUUGCA